This is a messenger RNA of Diceros bicornis minor, 795 nucleotides long. RefSeq names its product indolethylamine N-methyltransferase-like. Gene Ontology annotation, cellular component: cytosol. The record is from RefSeq and is a predicted model, not a curated record. NCBI's taxonomy places the organism in Eukaryota, Metazoa, Chordata, Mammalia, Perissodactyla, Rhinocerotidae. Gene Ontology annotation, molecular function: N-methyltransferase activity; amine N-methyltransferase activity.
AUGGAGGGCAGCUUCACGGGGGGCGAGGAGCACCAGAAGAACCUCCUCCCCAGGGACUACCUGGCCACCUACUACAGCUUCGACAGGGGCCCCUCCCUCGAGGCUGAGAUGCUCAGGUUUAAUCUGGAGUGUCUCCACAAGAGCUUCGGACCGGGGGGCCUCCAAGGGGACACUCUGAUCGACAUCGACGGGCCUACCAUCUACCAAGUGCUUGCCGCCUGUGAGUCCUUCAGAGACAUCACUCUCUCCGACUUCACUGACCGCAACUGGGAGGAGCUGGAAAUGUGGCUGAAAAAGGAGCCAGGGGCCUACGACUGGACCCCGGUGCUGAGACUCGCCUGUGAGCUGGAAGGGAACAGGUAGGGCUCAGGGUGGCAGGAGAAAGAGGAGAAGGUGCGGGCUGUGGUAAAACGGGUGCUCAAGUGCGAUGCCAACCUGGGCAACCCGCUGGCUCCGGCGGUGCUGCCCCCCGCCGACUGUGUGCUCACCCUGCUGGCCAUGGAGUGUGCCUGCUGUAGCCUGGACGCCUACCGCGCCGCGCUCUGCAACCUCGCCUCGCUGCUCAAGCCGGGCGGCCACCUGGUGACCACGGUCACGCUGCGGCUCACGUCCUACAUGGUGGGGAAGCGUGAGUUCUCCUGCGUGGCCCUGGAGAAGGAGGAGGUGGAGCAGGCUGUCCUGGACGCUGGCUUUGACAUCGAGCAGUUCCUGCACAGUCCCACGUGCUACUCAGCCACCAAUGCUGCCAACGCAGGGGUCUGCUUCAUCGUGGCCCGUAAGAAACCUGGGCCCUGA